AUGAACACUCAAAAGGUGCAGAUAAAUCAGUGUGAUAUGAAAACAGAUCUGAACUUACUGCUUGAAUGCCUUAAAUCUCAGGUGGACUGCCCUCUGUCUCAGCAGGAGGCUGUGAUCACUGUCUAUUACAUUUGCCAACAAAACAGUGAAGCGAGCGAAUACUUUCGAGAAAUUGGUGGUUUGAUGUUUAUAAAUGACCUUGCCAAGUCGAGUACUCAUUGCAUCGUAAAGGAAGCAGCUUUAUUUACAUUGGGGAUUAUUAUAGAGAGUAAUGUGUAUUGUCAACAGACUUUGUGUACUUCUGCAUUGUUUGAAGACCUCAUUUUAUUUUUAAUUAAAAAGGAUUCUGGUGUGAACUUGAAAAGAAUGUCUGUUUAUGUCAUCUUAGUACUGGUGUCAAAUAAUAAAAAUGGGCAAAUCCAUGUCAGAGACACAGGCUGCAUCAGCCUGCUGCUGCAGCUGUUCAGAACAACUCUCUCCACGUCUGAGAAGAAUCUGUCAGCUGAAAACACCGAUCCCUGCUAUCAGCUCUGGUCCUCAGUCCGCAGCACUCUCUGUGCCUGUGUCAACAACCCCCAGCACGGGACAGAAGAUAAUCAGAACAUUUGCUGUGGGGUUUUUCCCUAUGCCAAAGGGUGGCUCAAGAGUUGCACAGAGCCUGAGAUAAUUCGUCCCAUCUGUUCAUUUCUUGGUCUCACAGUUGAAAACAACUGGAAGUCAUAUGUGCAGAAAUAUUUUGUUUCUAUUGGAGGAUUGGAUACAUUAGCCAAAGUUCUCCUUGAGCUUAUGCAUGAUUCCUGUUUGAGUAACUCCAGCAUGAAACUUGCUGUGGUAGUAACAAAGACUCUGGAUGCCUGUAUUGCUAAUAACUCUGCCAUGGGUGUUGUCUUGGCAAAGUAUCACACUGUGUCAGAGCUGCUGAAGCUGCUGUCCAAUGAGACACUGAGCACAGGAGAAAAAAUCAGUAUUAUUCUAACAAUUGGACACUGCACUGAAGUUUGUGAAGAGAACCAGUGUGAGCUGCUUCAGAACAAUGGUCUGCCACUCAUGAUUCAGGUAUUGACAGAAUCUCAGGACGAGGAACUCGUCAAAGCUGCUACUUUUGUGCUGCAGAACUGCAAACAAAUGACUGAACAGUUGUCUCUGAAUUUAUGUGAUAACUCUUUAAAUGUGAACAAUGCAGAAGAAUUGGAUGUGCAAGUCAGAAAAAGAUGUUUGCAAGACUACUGGAAGAAAGCAAAAGAAAUUUUACACAGAAUAAACUCAAUUGAAAAACAGCACAAUGAGGAAAGAGUGCAAGGAGAAAUAUUUGUAGAUGAAUCUUCAGUAGCCAAUUCUGAAGCAUUAAAAUCCCAUGAAGUGAAACCUGUUGAUCCAAAAUACACAGAAGGAACACAGAAAGAUGUCUGUUGUCCACAGUUGACCUCAAAGUUGAAUAAUCAGGUUCUUGCUUCAUCUGUAACUUCUGCUCCACAAAAAAAUGAAACAGUGAACACUAUGGAUGCAGCUUCUACCAGACAAACUGAACAGAGGAACAGUCCACGUUCAGUUACUGCGCUGCACACAGACAGUGUAUCUCAAAGUCACAAUAUAAAUGGGAAAACUGCUUGUGGAAAAAGUCGGUCUGGUCUUCAGGCAGGUGAACAGUUAUUUAAACAACCAGCAGAGACUGUUAGAAAUAUGAAACAGACAUGCACAUCAGGUCAACAUUCAUUCUGCUCAGAGAAAACUGAGAGAGUCAAAAGUACUUCAGCUGUAUCUUCAUCCCAUAAAAUGGCAGAUUUAAGGUGUUUAGGUUGUACAGCAGGAGGACUGUCCUUGAACAGCAAAACCUUCACCAAGAUGUUGCAGAGUUGCCUGCAUAGGUGUGAGCACCACAGAGUCAUCCUGGAGGCUGAAGAGAGAUACCGAGGAGAGCUCCGCAGAGUGGCUGCUGGUGACAACAACAGAUCUGCAACUCAUCAGAAAAUGCUGCUGUCCUCAGUGAAGAAAGACGGGCUGUACAAAGAAAUACCAACUUCUAGGAGCAAGAAGGAUAGUUUCCAAAGCAUUCUUUUGACUCCAAAUAGAAAAGACAAAUCUAAUACUUCAAAAAGAGAUGAACAUAGUAGAAAUACUAGGUGGACUAGCAACUAUAACUUGACACCUGCUUAUGAAAACUCUUUACAAAAAUCCCAAGAUGCUAACCAGAAGAGACAGAGAGUCAAAGAGAUGUGCAGCCAGAAAUGUCAGCAUUUAAAAGAAAAUUGCACACCUUCACUUGACAAAGAUGAGGGCAAUGAAAUGUGUUCCCUGGCCAUGAGUAUGAGACCUUUGAACAAGAGAAGAGUCCGAAAAGAUUUCACAACUGAAGAAAUCAACUGCCUUUUGAAAGGCGUCCAAAAAAUGGGCAACCACUGGAAUUUGAUUUUGUGGUCUUACCCUUUCCAGAAAGGACGGACAAGCGUUGACCUUUCCAAGAAGUAUUACAGGUUACAGGUGCAGGUACUCAUCACUGAAUUUUCUACUGAUGACAAAUGCUGGGAGCCUAGUUUUCAUCAUUAGCCCCUGAGGUGACUUGCAGAAAUAAAGACAGGCUUUCAGAGUGUGCAGCCACGGGAUUGUGCCUUGUGUCAGUGCAGUGCCCACAAGAAUGGCCCCUGGUGUAAUUCCAUCAGGGCUGGUGCUUGGAGAGAGAGAGAGAACUAAAGUAGGGAAAAGAACCUUGGAACCCGCCACUGCCACUUGACAGGGUACUAAGAGAAUGAAAGUGUCAUUAAGGACUCUAAAUUAAUUCCUGUGUUUAUCAGGAAAUUGGUCCUCUCUCUGCUUAGCCUCUGUUGUGAUGCUGGUCUAUGAGAGCCUCUGCAGCAGUUUCCCAGUGAUAAAUCCAUGCAUCCCUCACACAGGGAGCAUUGCUCCUGUGCUUUGGAGACCAAGGGAGCAAUUAAGUGACAAGCCUUUGUUUACAGAAAGCUGGUCUGUAAUUGUGCAGUGGUUUGGGGCAACAUUUAUCCUGAUAUUUUCCCUUUUAUCUCCAUUUUAUAGAUGAAAAAAGCCCACAAAGGACAUCAGUAACAUCAUCUGCAAGUGCUUUGUUGCAGAAUGUUCAAGAACAGCCUUUGUAACAGUGAGGUAUUGCCAGAACAACUCGAGCCCUCGAAGAAUUUAGCUUGGACGCCUGAAUUAGAAUUUGGCUUGGACUCCUGUUUUUCAGUGACAACUGACUGAAUUGUUAUGCAUUGUAAUUUUAAUUUACCAUAACUCGACAGUUUAUUUAAGUAAUGCUAUCAUAGGCAACAAAAUCUCUAUCGGUAAAAACGACAUUAAUUUGGAACUUAAUUUAACCUUCUUGAGCAUUUGAUCUAUGCAAUUUUUGAGUUAACUUUUUGUUGCUUGCUCUAUACCAUUUGCAACAAAAGGAUAUAUUGCUAAAACGAAUACUUUAUGUCUGAAAGUUCUGUUAAUGUUGUUGUGUCUGAAUCUGUUUCCUCUUAAUUAGUGAAAUGUUUAAAGCAAGUGGAAUAUUUUGUCACAUGUUGAAUAUGCUGCAUGUGCAGAAAAAUGUCUCUCUAACAGAAAACACUGAAUGUGUGGUUAAACACUGCUGCACAGAGGAGGCAAACCUUUCACUGCUACAGAAAUUCUGUACUCACUGUUGAACUGAGCAGGUAAUAGUAGAAUUUGGCUUCUGUUUAUAGUUGGGCAGUUUUCUGGUGUAUUUUUCAAAUAAGUGAGCAGAACCAGCAUUUCUGCUAAUUACACAUUUUUUAUAGGAAGCUUUACUGAAAGCCUUGGUAACUUGCUUUUUCAGUGAUAGAAUUUCAGUUGUAUAUUUUACUUGUUCUGAUAGAAGAAAGAUGAAUCAAUAGUUAUUUUAUUAUGGAAAAUGUUUAGUUAUUGUAUUAGCACUAGGCUUUCAAUAUGAUGCAACUUAAAUACUUGAAAACAGGCAAGGUAACCAAAACCUGAGAGACUUGCCAUAAAGAUGAUGCCAGUGAUGCAAUAAAUAUGCCUUCCAAUAUUUUCAGCUGUUGUAAUUUGGGGGAUUUAUUAUUAAAAUAUUGAAACAUCUAUAAAAGACAUCUCUAAGUGGAGCUGUUGCCAGUAGCAGGGUUGAGUAUCAGUGGAACUACUGGCAGAGUGGGAGCCAAAAGGGCACCUGAGGUGGAGUAUCCCCAAGGAGGACACUGGGGUCCCUUACACACUCCAAGUGUUUUCCCCAGGACACCAGCCUAGUCCAGACAAUCUGUUACUUCAUCCUUUGACUGAAUGUGUAUUAGUAUCCACAUUGUCAAGAUCUGAAAUAUGUCUCAAGUGGCUAAAAUGUGUAAGGUGUAAAUCUUUACUUGCCACAAGGUGAGAAUGUUGCAAUACUGACCAUUAACCUCACCUUGGUAUAGUUCAGGUUGGAAAGGCCCUGUGAAACCUUUGGUCUCCUCUCCUCUUUGGAGCAGGACUGAGGUCAAAGUUAUUCAAGUUGUUCAGUGCCUUGUGAAGUUCUGAGGCCCUUCAAGGAAGGAAUUCCUGCUGCCUUUUUGGGCAGCAUCUGCUCAUGCUUCACCUCCUCUUGGAAGGCAGGGGCUGGAACCACAUAACUGGAACAUUCUGGUGGGAUCUGUCCAGGAACAGGCAGAAACCUGAGGUGUGAAUUUGUGCAAGUCAGUCUUUUGCUCUCCUUUGGACUGACUGCAGAGUUUUGAUCAGUUUAAUUUUCCUGCACAAGUGCUUUGAAAUCCACACGUAACAGGCACCACAAAACCAAAAUUGCAUGAGAAUAGUCGAUGUCACUUUUAGGCUGGUUGGGCCACCCAGGGUAGCAUUUCAGCACUUUGAAAGACUGGAAUGACUGACAAACCAUCGAGGAAAGUCCGGUCGUAAAAACCCUGACGUGCUCUCCUGGUUCUGUUGGUCAAACAGAGGGUGUUAGGGGUGUGAGCAUGGGGUGGUAAUGACAGCUUGAUUAGCCAGCAACAGUUUACACGGUGUGCUCAUCCAGAUCUGCCCCCGGCACUGCCAGCACCGCGGCUGCACUGGCGGGGGCACGGCAGGGCGGGGACCCUGCCUGCGGAGAGGUGCCAGGGGGGGCACGAAGGUGCCGGGGCAGAAGUAUCAGGGCAGGAAACGAAGAUCAGAAGGUACCUGAGCAAGUCCCAGGGAAGGUACCCGGGAUAUAGGAGAAGGUACCUGAGCAGGUACGAGGCAGGUAAGGAAGGUCAGGAGGAGGUACCUGAGCAGGUGCCGGGGGUGCGGCCGGGGGUUCCCGAGCGGGUG
Serinus canaria (Common canary) is the source of this 5253-nucleotide messenger RNA. RefSeq names its product telomere repeat binding bouquet formation protein 1 (gene TERB1). The record is from RefSeq and is a predicted model, not a curated record. Gene Ontology annotation, biological process: meiotic attachment of telomere to nuclear envelope; homologous chromosome pairing at meiosis. Bases 1 to 2544 code for a protein of 847 amino acids. NCBI's taxonomy places the organism in Eukaryota, Metazoa, Chordata, Aves, Passeriformes, Fringillidae. The transcript is spliced from 19 exons.